AUGUCGAGAUCAGCAAUAGAACUCGACUUUUUGGGCAUGGAAAAGAAGUUAUCUCCUCCUUCUAAGCUUUCCGGCUUCGAACGCAGAAGAAGCUUUCGAGAUAUACAAGGAGUUGUCUCUAAGAUCAAUCCAGAGGUUCUGAAAACUGUGAUUGCAAAUGGUUCCUUGGGUCUGAAUAAACCGGUUUCUGUUCCGUGUACGCCAAAGGAAGAUACUUCCUUUCCUUCAUUGCCACUUCAUGAUUCUACCAUUAGGCAAAACCGUGAGCCUAAAAUAGGUACUGAAACUGCUCCCAUGACGAUUUUCUACAAUGGGAUGGUCGCUGUUUUUGAUGUUUCUCCAGACAAGGCGCAGGAUAUUCUCCUUAUUGCUGAGGAAGGAGUCCAAAAACCUGCUGAAUCCUCAGAUUCUAAACUGACAUCUGACCAAAAGAAUAUAUUGGGAACCCUCAAUGGAGACUUUCCUAUAGCAAGGAGGCAGUCAUUGCAGAGGUUUCUGGAGAAGAGAAAAGAGAGGUCGACUAUGGUGGAACCAUAUGGAUGUCCAAACAAGCACUUUAAUUCUGGCCACAUCGUAUACGGCUAA
Molecule: messenger RNA, 585 nt
Organism: Fraxinus pennsylvanica
Lineage: Eukaryota; Viridiplantae; Streptophyta; Magnoliopsida; Lamiales; Oleaceae
Source: the annotation of a GenBank genome assembly